This is a messenger RNA of Aspergillus uvarum CBS 121591, 629 nucleotides long. RefSeq lists its product as uncharacterized. The transcript has 3 exons. The record is from RefSeq and is a predicted model, not a curated record. NCBI's taxonomy places the organism in Eukaryota, Fungi, Ascomycota, Eurotiomycetes, Eurotiales, Aspergillaceae. Bases 200 to 445 code for a protein of 81 amino acids.
GUAGUAGUAUAUAAGCUUCGAACCAGAUCCCGGAUCCCCUCAACCCAAGCACCAAGCAGAGCAUCAAGCAAAGCAUCAAGCAAAGCACUCGGGAUUUGAUCCAACAUCCCAAGUAUACUCUACAGCCAAUCGCCAAUCAAAUCACUCCAUCCUCCACCUACCUUAUCCUCGUUUCCCAGAAAGAACAACCCAAGCCAACAUGACAAACACCACCACAUCCAAGUCCCGCCUACAGAACGACUUCGGCGCCGAUCUCUGGGUCAAGGAUCGGCCGAAACAUCACGCAACAGCAGGCCGAGGCCUCUUCGCGGGGCUGCAGGACACGAAGCGCUACAACGUGGACUCCGGGUGGGCGAAGCGCAGCACGGCCGACUCGUCGCAGGGCUUGUUUGGGUUGUUGUGGAGUCGAUUUACCGGGGGCUCAUACCGGCCUCCGACGGAUUAGAGCAUUUUCUUGGACUGGGGAAGGAGGAUGGGCAUGCUUAUGGUUCUCUUCGUUGUAUCUUCUUAUGUGUAUGUUUGCGUGGGUGUUGGAGGUUAGGGAUUGAAUUUAUUGCUUAAUGUUCUCUUCGAGAUGCAUUUUUUAUCGAAUGGGGGAGAUGUGUAUAUCCGGAUGGGUGUGAUGAAUC